AUGCGGAACCAUGGGAUACAUCGCCCCAGAGAUUCUGGACUAAAACUAAGAAAAGAAGAAAUAUUGGACUUUUUGAAAGGCUUGCUUGAAAAGGACCCAUCUAAACGAUUGACACCUGCACAAGCGCUAAAGACAAGCUUCUUCGUCGAUCCCAAGGUGGUUGAAAAAUGGAAGCUCUACUCCUUCCUCACCAGAAGAACCGAAUCUAAGUUCAACGAGGUUGUCCACAAGAGGCUCAACCAGUCCAGAUUGAACAGAUAUCCCAUCUCCAUCUCCAGAAUCGCCAGACAUUUGGGCAAGGAUCGCGCUGCCGUCCCCAAAGACCAGACCAAGUUUAACUCCAGAAUCGUCGCCAUUGUUGGCACCGUCACCAACGAUGUCAGACUUUUGAAUGUUCCCCAGGGACUCAGAGUCGCUGCUCUUAAGUUUACCACUGCUGCCAGGAAGAGAAUCCUUGCCGCCGGAGGUCAAGCAUACACCUUCGAUCAGUUGGCCCAGUUGGCACCCACUGGAAAGGGAGUCCUUCUUUUGAGAGGUCCCAGAGAUAGAGAAGCAAAACGUCAUUUCGGUCUUUACCCCGGUCAGAAGGGCUCUCACACUGCCCCUCGCGUCAGAUCCGAAGGCAGAAAGUUCGAAAGAGCCAGAGGCAGAAGAUGA
Nymphaea colorata (pocket water lily) is the source of this 657-nucleotide messenger RNA. RefSeq lists its product as uncharacterized. NCBI's taxonomy places the organism in Eukaryota, Viridiplantae, Streptophyta, Magnoliopsida, Nymphaeales, Nymphaeaceae. The transcript has 3 exons. Bases 1 to 657 code for a protein of 218 amino acids. Gene Ontology annotation, molecular function: structural constituent of ribosome; RNA binding. The record is from RefSeq and is a predicted model, not a curated record. Gene Ontology annotation, biological process: translation. Gene Ontology annotation, cellular component: cytosolic large ribosomal subunit; ribosome.